CGCUCGCUCGCCGGCUCCUCCUCACUCGCCCGCCCGCGCCCGGCGCAGCUCGGCCAGAGCGACCCUGCGGGGCUGAGCGCGCGUCCGCCCGGGGGGCUCCGGCGGCUGCCCCGGCCCGCGGCCCCCUCCCUCGCUCCCGCUUCGUCUUCCUCGCUCGCUGCCUCCCUCCGUCCCCUGCAGCCAGCGCCGUCCGCCCGCCCGGCAGCCCGCGGCUCCGCGCCCCCCGCAGCCACGAUGCCCGGGGCCCGGCCGUCUGCCGCGGGACUCGGCGGGAUCUCGCUGUUCCUCGCUCUGCUUUUGGGAAGCCCAGCGGCUGCUCUGGCAGGAGAUGCUCACUCAGAGAGAGACAUCGGCCCUUCAAGUCCUUAUGUCCUGCCCUCAGCAGCACUGGAGAGCAGCGGUCUGGGCACAGAGAGCCCCAGAGAGGGAGUGGCAAUGGCCCCUCCCAGUCCCACGGGGGAAGAACUUGGCGAGCCGGAGUUGGAAGGGACAGUGCCCUCUGCACAUCAUGACACCCCAGUCCUGUCACCACUGCUUCCAAAGGAGGCCAGCAGCAAGCAUACCUUGUCCCCAGGGAAGAAGCUGCCUUUGCUCAAGCAAGUAAACUCAGCCAGGAAGCAGCUGAGGCCCAAGGCCACCUCUGCAGCCACCACACCCUUAGGCCUGGGUCUCCUCUCAUCCUCCACAGAGAAGCCUCACCUGGCAGGAGACCUGGACCCUGUGGCUGCCUCCAAGGGGUCCUCAGAAGUGCCCCUCUGGACUGAACAGAAGGAAGGAGCCGACCCCACGACACCCGCACCCCUGCAAAUCUCUCCAUUCACCUCGCAGCCCUAUAUGGCCCACACCCUCCCCCAGGAAGCUCCCCCGGAGGACGCCAGCUCCACAACCCUGAUGGACAAAGGUGAGAACGAGCUGACUGGGUCAGCCUCAGAGGAGAGCCAGGAGACCACCACGUCCACCAUCAUCACCACCACGGUCAUCACCACUGAGCAGGUCCCAGCUCUCUGCAGUGUGAGCUUCUCCGAUCCCGAGGGGUACAUUGACUCCAGUGACUACCCACCGCUGCCCUUCAACAACUUCCUGGAGUGCACGUACAACGUGACGGUGUACACCGGCUAUGGAGUAGAACUCCAGGUGAAGAGCGUGAACCUGUCCGAGGGGGAACUGCUCUCUAUCCGCGGGGUGGACGGCCCCACCCUGACGGUCCUGGCUAACCAGACACUCCUGGUGGAGGGACAGGUAAUCCGAAGCCCCACCAACACCAUCUCUGUCUACUUCCGGACCUUCCAGGACGACGGCCUUGGGACCUUCCAGCUGCACUACCAGGCCUUCAUGCUGAGCUGCAACUUCCCCCGGCGGCCCAACUCCGGGGAUGUCACGGUGAUGGACCUACACUCGGGCGGCAUGGCCCACUUCCACUGCCACCUGGGCUAUGAGCUCCAGGGCGCCAAGACGCUGACGUGCAUCAACGCCUCCAAGCCCCACUGGAGCAGCCCAGAGCCCAUCUGCUCAGCCCCUUGUGGAGGGGCAGUGCACAAUGCUACCAUUGGCCGCGUCCUCUCCCCAAGUUACCCUGGAAAUUCCAAUGGCAGUCAGUUCUGCGUGUGGACCAUCGAAGCUCCGGAGGGACAGAAGCUGCACCUCCACUUCGAGAGGCUGUCGCUGCAUGAGAAGGACAGGAUGAUGGUCCACAGCGGGCAGACCAACAAGUCAGCUCUUCUGUAUGACUCCCUCCAAACCGAGACUGUCCCCUUUGAGGGCCUCCUGAGUGAAGGCAACACCAUCCGCAUUGAGUUCACAUCCAGCCAGGACCGGGCAGCAUCCACCUUCAACAUCCGAUUUGAGGCAUUUGAGAAAGGCCACUGCUAUGAGCCUUAUAUUCAGAAUGGGAACUUCACCACAUCGGACCCAACCUACAACAUUGGGACCAUAGUGGAGUUUGCCUGUGACCCUGGCCACUCCCUGGAGCAGGGCCCGGCCAUCAUAGAGUGCAUCAAUGUCCGGGACCCGUACUGGAACGACACGGAGCCCCUGUGCAGAGCCAUGUGUGGUGGGGAGCUUUCUGCUGUGGCUGGGGUGGUGCUGUCCCCAAACUGGCCAGAGCCUUACGUGGAAGGUGAAGACUGUAUCUGGAAGAUCCAUGUGGGCGAAGAAAAACGGAUCUUCUUAGAUAUCCAGUUCUUGAACCUGAGCAACAGUGACAUCUUAACCAUCUAUGACGGUGAUGAGGUCAUGCCCCACAUCUUGGGGCAGUACCUUGGGAAUAGUGGCCCCCAGAAGCUGUACUCCUCCACACCAGACCUAACCAUCCAGUUCCACUCGGACCCUGCUGGCCUCAUCUUUGGAAAGGGCCAGGGAUUUAUCAUGAACUACAUUGAGGUGUCAAGGAAUGACUCCUGCUCAGAUUUGCCGGAGAUACAGAAUGGUUGGAAAACCACAUCUCACAUGGAGCUUGUGAGGGGAGCCAGAAUCACCUACCAGUGUGACCCCGGCUACGACAUCGUGGGGCGUGACACCCUCACCUGUCAGUGGGACCUCAGCUGGAGCAGUGACCCCCCAUUCUGUGAGAAAAUCAUGUACUGCACUGACCCUGGAGAGGUGGACCACUCUACCCGCUUAAUUUCCGACCCUGUGCUGCUGGUGGGGACCACCAUCCAGUACACCUGCAACCCCGGUUUUGUACUAGAAGGGAGUUCUCUUCUGACCUGCUACAGCCGCGAAACAGGGACUCCUAUCUGGACGUCGCGCCUGCCCCACUGCGUUUCGGAGGAGUCCCUAGCAUGUGACAAUCCAGGAUUGCCUGAAAAUGGAUAUCAAAUCCUAUACAAGCGACUCUACCUGCCAGGAGAGUCUCUCACCUUCAUGUGCUAUGAAGGCUUCGAGCUCAUGGGUGAAGUAACCAUUCGAUGCAUCCUAGGACAACCAUCCCACUGGAAUGGCCCACUGCCUGUUUGUAAAGUUAAUCAAGACAGUUUUGAACAUGCUUUAGAAGUAGCAGAAGCGGCAGCGGAGACGUCGCUGGAAGGUGGAAACAUGGCCCUGGCUAUCUUCAUCCCAGUCCUCAUCAUCUCCUUACUCCUGGGAGGAGCCUACAUUUACAUCACAAGAUGUCGCUAUUACUCCAGCCUCCGCCUGCCCCUGAUGUACUCCCACCCCUACAGCCAGAUCACUGUCGAAACCGAGUUUGAUAACCCCAUUUAUGAGACAGGGGAAACCAGAGAGUAUGAGGUUUCCAUCUAAAGAGAGCACGGAAGAAGGGGACUUACGGAUAUGAACACAAAUACAACCUCCUCAAGACAUCCAUCCAGAGACCAUGUGGCAUUUGAUGGAAACCCCGGAGUGUCAACUGUCUUUUCUUUAGACUCUUUCUUGAAGGUUUCUUGUUUUCUUCACUGUAUUUAUUAUAUUUAAAAAAAAAAAAAGUGAAAUAGGUGUGGUUUGGAUGUAUUAUGGCCGUAGCCAAAUUCAUGUUACAGCCUCAAUGCUGAAGGCAGGUGGAAGACUUGCAGCAGCCGAAACAGAAAACAGGAGGUCAGGUGUUUCCCAUCAGUCAUGCUGAGGCUGCAUCAAAUUGCGCCCUCUUCAGGAUCCAUGCCCGUGGCGUUUUUAGGACAAAUCUCAGUCCCAAGAUUAGGUUGGAAAGGAUUAGUAGCUCUUGUUGGCUUUGCACAGGUUGGCAUUUAGCACGGGUGCUUACGCCCAUUUUUUAAGGUCUGCUCCGAAACAAAUGCUGUGUCCUUACUUCCAGUUUCACCAGCUUCUGCCAGGGUUUGCCUCAUGCCCUCCCUCUCCCUGUCCCGAAGGCAGCAAAGGUGUUGCAUAAAUGUGGCGUUUUACCAACAUUGCCUCACUGGACAGUGACAAAUUUUUUUAAAACUUGUUUUUUUCUUUGCUAAAGAGGUGAUAAAUGACAAAAAGGAGAAAUUCUAGAGCAAAGGAGAGAUUUGAGAGUUGCGAUGAAGAACUGGGCGAGGGGGAAUGUUGGGGGAGGGGAUUGAAUUAAUAAAAUGUUCUUUUCUUUGACACUCCAUCAAGGAUGAAAGAGGAAGUAAUUUAUGUUACAAGUGUCAGAAUCCAUCGUCUUGUUCAGGAGGCCGUGAUGUGAUCAUAAAUCUACAGGCUUGGGAGGCACGGGCCGCCUCACUCAUAUAGUUAUUAGGGCUUGUGUGGGAGGGAGGGGAGCCGCUGUGUUCUUAAAUCCAGGGGUGAAUUCUGUUUUUCUCCUGGGCUUCUGGAAUGUCUUGACCCUCAAAACAGAAGAAAUUCAAGCACUCUCUUUCUCUAAAAGGAGUCACCUUCAGGAACAAGUAAUUUGGCAGGGGGAGUCCUGUGAGAAGGAACUUCUUUUCUAUUUCCUGAAGUUCUGUCUGGAUGUUAGACAGUUAGACAUGAAUGCUGUCUGUGGAGAUGCAGAGAAUAGAGGCAGGGGACUUCAAAAUCACAGCCAGGCCCAGAGUGGUGGCUCACACCUGUAAUUCCAGCACUUUGAGAGGCCAAGUGGGAGGAUCACUUGAGGCCAGGAGUUGGAGACCGGCCUGGGCAACACAAUGAGACACGCACACACACACUGCCUACCCCCACUUGCAAAAAUAAGUAUUUUUUACCCCAAAAAAUAAAUAAAUAAAAAUAAAAGCAAACUAUCCAAUGGAAUUUGUAUCAUCUGACCUGAACACCAGUGAGGGCAGAAGGAAGAAUUUCGGCCCAGACAGGAAUUCACAGCACCACAUCUGAUCACAUGGGCAUCCAUAGAUAGUUAUUAAAGUCCUUUUGUCCCAACCUAUUAGUGAGCAUAUGACUCUUUGAAAAAUUCUUUUCUAAAUACAAGUAUAGUGAAAAGGAAGGAAUAGGGUGUGUGAGGCAGAUCCACCUCUCUGGGACUGGCAGUAAUGGCCGAUGGCUUAGACAGGCUCAGUGGCCUUUAGAGCCCUUCCCCCCUUGCUUUGUAGAAUUGUUUUAGGUCCGCUGGUUUUCAAACAAGAAAACUGCCAUGCCAUAGGGAGAAUGGCUAGGAGUCCAUAUGUUAGUAGUUACUUUGGAAACAUCUUGAGGAAGACAGGGAUAUUGGUUUUAUGCACACUCGUCCUUCCCAGCAGGAGCUCCGACUUCAAUCCUGGGGGUCUGAGGCCAUAAUAUUUUACUUCUUCCAGAAGAGAGUCCUGCAUUUGUAAUACAUGGCAAAAAAUCGGUAAGCGCUGCUUCCAGGACCCAAAGCCCACCCCCAUUCAAUGCAAAAACCAGAGAAGAGUUCCAGGAGCUUAGUGAACAUCAUGUUUAGAAAAAAAAACACACACACGCAUAAAUAAUGUAACCUUUAAAAAAAAAAAAGUCAGAAUCCAAUCCUUGCUUUCGUAUCUAUUUGAUGCUAAUUCUAACCCUAACCCUGGGUCAUCCGGAAUGAAGAAUUCUAUUAAUGAUAUUUGAUUUUAGAACAUAGUAUGGGUAUGUGAAAACUAAAUAUUAGCCUUUUGUAAAGACUUACAAAACACAUAUAUUUAUUCUAAACCUGCUCCCUAAAACUGACCAGGCCAGGCCCAGGUAUUCUUCUCGGCUAUUGGACAGACAGAAACGGUAUUUUUUUUUUCCUUUAGGAGACCAAUGUCUUAGUUCUGUCUUGGUAGUUCGGCACCUGUAACCAUGUUUUAAAAGUUUGUUUUAGCCUAGAGAUGGAUCAUGUGAGUUCAGAAAGGUACAGUGUGAUUGAAAAGACAGGUUGAUGUCUAUUUUUCUUUUUUAAAUAUCUGAAUGUGUAUUUGUAACAUGUAAAAGUAAAAACAAAUGAUAAUAAUACUAUUGCCAGAAAUGCGCAAGGCAUCUCAUUACAGUUCAUAUAUGUGUGUUUUUAUAAAAUCAGUAUUAAAACUCACUGGGACUAAAUAUUUUUGAACAGGAUAUACUCUUGAGAAACUCGAGAAUGAACUGAGCCUUCCUACAAGCCACUCUGUUUUUAAAACAGUGGGACAUACGUUUACAGAGAUCGCGAGCUUCAGCAAAUGCAUGUGAUGGCACGUAUUACAUGCUAAUUCAUAUAAGCUGUAUCUGUCAGCUACCACCCUGUGCUUUAAAAAUGCACACAUUCGACCCUCUGCAGCGUGGAGCUCAGCUUUUAGCCUUUUUUUUUUUUUUUUGGUAGAAUUAUUUAGCUAACAUAAGUAUUCUGAUCACUAGUUGAUGGCCAUCUUUACUUAGUUUCAUAGAUGUGUUUUAAUGAUGACCUUCUGAUGCUAGCUCCUUGGAGAGCCUACAGAAUCUCAGGCUGAUAGCUUUGAAAACUGCCCAACAGCCCAGGAAGAAGCCAGGUGGCUACAUCAUCAGCGUGGCUGUAAAAGAGGAAGUAAUUUGGCAAAUUACCUGGGCUAGGUUUAGGCUGAGGCAUGAGGCACAGACAAAAGUGCCCUUUCCUUGGAGAUAAAUGCAAAGGGCAUGACUUUUCUAUGUCCCUGAUGAGGUGUGAUGGGUCACUGGAGUUCUAAUAUCAUUGAAUCGUUCGGCACCCUCCAAGGUAGGCUUAUCUCCUGCAAAAUUUUCAUUUUCAUUUCCUUGCCAAACAGAAUAAAAAGCAAAACAAACUUUCUAAGGUAGAAAAAAAUGAAAUUAAGUCAUUUUCCACUUUGUAUAUAUUGAUGCUAA
Messenger RNA from Nycticebus coucang (slow loris), 6627 nucleotides. It is a transcript of the gene SEZ6L, whose product is annotated as seizure related 6 homolog like. The coding region runs from base 235 to 3240 and encodes 1001 amino acids. The transcript is spliced from 17 exons. Gene Ontology annotation, biological process: synapse maturation. Gene Ontology annotation, cellular component: neuronal cell body; endoplasmic reticulum. The record is from RefSeq and is a predicted model, not a curated record. NCBI's taxonomy places the organism in Eukaryota, Metazoa, Chordata, Mammalia, Primates, Lorisidae.